AUGUCAGACACUAUAUCGAGUAUUGGGGUCAUGACACCUCGCACCCUGUCCGAAGCCGAUCCCGUUGAGCACUGGCUUGAUUCUACAAGUGACGGAAUAGACACUCCGAUAUAUACGCCUACUUCAUUAGAGACUGGUGUCACUUUAAAUGGUUCUCUUGGCCUCACUCGCAAAUCCGUUCCCCACCACGAUGGAAAAUACCUCAUCCACGACGUUUCCCGCAGUCGUGUCCUUACGUGCCACGAUGGCCAUCUGCGCCUGGAAUCAAUAGAUCUGGCAAAACCCCAAAAGCACAUUUCAGAACAGGCACAGUGGGAAUGCAACGAGAGAAGAGGCUUUAGAGGGUUUAAGAAUGUCGCCGAGGGAACCUUUCUGGGGCAUGACUUUUGGUGGGAUUUCUAUGCCAAGGUCUACCAUCACAAGGGCUGGGAGGACUUUACUCUGCGUCAUAUGGAGGGCGGUGUGUACCAGAUCCAGACCUUGGAUUUGUGGAAGCAGAGGCAGGUUUCUGCAAAGGAGGAUGGAAGUGGCCUAUUUCGAGACGACGACGGGGGCACUUUGUGGGAGUUUAUCAAGCGUCAAUUUACCAGCGUGUUUCAGGUUAGUCCAGCACCUGUUUUGCUGCUGCCUAGCAGGCCUCUCGGUGUUCGUGUCUCCUGGCAGUGGAAGCUGUUUGCUGCCUCGCCAUCAUCGUCACGUCAGUUAAGUACGCAGUUUGAAAUACGCCAGCGACAUAUCUCUAACGACGAUAAUGGACGUCAGCGUAUCCUCACUGGCCCAAUCCAGCGCCAAUCCAGCUCUUCCUCCGUUCUACCCUCUGACAGUGCCUCACAAUUUGCCAGCACACUAUCGGAACCCGAGGCAUCUUCAACUGAGCAUACGGUCAAGAGAAGGAAACUGAGAGCCAUAGCAACAUGGGAUCACUUUCGAGGAGCUCAAGGCGACGAGCCACGCGCAAUCAGCGGCAAUUUACUCCACUACUGCAAGCGUUGUCGCAAUCCAUCUUGGUCAACCCACAUAUCUGGCAACGCCCGCUAUCACCUCAAAAAGGCUCAUCACAUAUUUGUUCGAGAGGAUUCAAGCUCUCAAAACAAGCGUCAACUAGCCAUCGAAAAUGCUUUCGCAAGAACAACUGCCAAGCAGCUGCAGCAAGUCAGAGAGCAUGAAAGGAACACUCUGCGGAGUGUAAUCAACGUCGACGCCUUUCGAGAGGCACAGAUGCUACUGUCCGCACAUAGGCAUCUGCCGCUGAACUUUGUAACGUGGCCAGAAUAUCAGGCACUUCUAACCGCGGUAAAUCCAUACCUGGGCAUUUGA
Fusarium poae is the source of this 1317-nucleotide messenger RNA. RefSeq lists its product as uncharacterized. The transcript has 2 exons. NCBI's taxonomy places the organism in Eukaryota, Fungi, Ascomycota, Sordariomycetes, Hypocreales, Nectriaceae. The record is from RefSeq and is a predicted model, not a curated record. The coding region runs from base 1 to 1317 and encodes 438 amino acids.